Molecule: messenger RNA, 2407 nt
Organism: Lotus japonicus
Lineage: Eukaryota; Viridiplantae; Streptophyta; Magnoliopsida; Fabales; Fabaceae
Product: pentatricopeptide repeat-containing protein At2g30780-like
Exons: 4
Coding region: 33-1559 (508 amino acids)
Molecular function (GO): mRNA binding; protein binding
Source: RefSeq, a predicted model, not a curated record
UUAAACCCUAACAAAAAAAUUCACCAUUGAGAAUGAAGCGAGUAUGGAGAUUCUCUUCAAACGCAGCAGCGCGUGGAACCCGUUUCUCGUCAAAACCCAAACCCAUUCCCUCCACCACCACCGCCACCACCACCACCACCACCACCACCGUGCUCUCUCAUGGCCUCACCCGCCAUUCCAGCACCCUGUCAACCGGACUCACAGGCAUCGUCGCCUUGUUCACCGCAAAGUCCCCUCCGAACAAAGACGAACUCACCGUCAAAGUCGCGAUUCUCAGGAACGAAUUGGUUCGAGAAGCAUCGGACUCUGCAAAGAUUCUCCGCAUCUUGAAUGAAAACUCUGAAUCUCUGAAUCGCCCUCACCCUGCUGGAUCCGUUUUGCUUGAGCUUCUCAAUCAAUUGGAUUCAUUGCCUUCCCUUGCCCUUCAGGUGUUUAAUUGGAAGAGAUAUAGAAAGAGAAAUGAUCCUGGAACCCCAAUUGAUGCAUAUGAGUACUCUAAGGGUAUAAAGAUUGCGGGUAAAGCGAGGAAUGUUGAACUUGCUGUUCAGUUAUUUAAGGAGGCUGCCAACAAGGGUAUCAAGACGACCGGCACUUACAACGCGCUUAUGGGUGCUUAUAUGUUCAAUGGUCUGGCUGAUAAGUGCCAGGAAUUGUUUUUUGACAUGAAGAAAGACGCUACUUGUGUGCCGUCGAUUCCGACUUACAAUAUUCUUAUAUCUGUUUUUGGUCGAUUAAUGCUGGUUGAUCACAUGGAAGCGACGUUGCGGGAGGUGAAUAGGUUGGGGCUUACGCUUAAUGUGUCCACUUAUAAUAAUUUGAUUGCUGGUUAUAUCUCGGCUUGGAUGUGGGAUGACAUGGAAAGGGUUUAUCAAACGCUGAAGUCGAGCGGUGUCGAGCCUAACUUGAAAACCCACCUGUUAAUGAUCCGCGGGUAUGCGAAUUAUAGUAAUGUGGAGAAGAUGGAAGAAAUAUAUUCUUUGGUGAGGGAUCAUGUGAAUAAAAAAGAAAUUCACCUGAUCAAGUCUAUGAUAUGUGCCUAUUGUAAAAGCUCUGCAGCAGAUAGAGUUAUGAAAGUAGAGGGCUUGUUAGAGUUAAUUCCAGAAGAUGAUUACAGUCCUUGGUUAAACGUGUGGUUGAUUAAGCUAUAUGCCCGGGAAGACAUGUUACUUGAAAUGGAGAAUGCAAUAAAUGAAGCAUUUGAACAUAAAACCUCCGUAGUAACUGUGGGUAUUAUGAGAUGCAUAAUUGCAACUUAUUUUCGGUGCAAUGCUGUAGAAAAGCUAGAUAUUUUUGUGAGACGUGCUGAAUCUGCUGGCUGGAAAAGCUGCCGCUCCUUAUACCACUGUAAGUUGGCCAUGCAUGGGUUACUGAAGCAGUUUGAAGAAAUGCAAUAUGUCCUUAGGGAGAUGGAUGACGUCAAACUUUAUUCCACCAAGAAAACAUUAUGGAUAAUGUACAAAGCAUACUUGAACUCUGGUCAGAGAGCCAUGGUUUCAAAAAUAGUAGGACAAAUGUUCAAGCAUGGUUAUGAAGUUCCCUUGGAUGCAUUUCCAUCAUGAAAUAUAUUGCAUGAAGUGUAUAUUGCUGCUCUCACUGAUAGUAAACACAUUCAGCAGAUUAAUGUGAAGAUAUUGUUUACACUUACCUGAAAUUGAACUUGUUUAUUCUGGCAAAAGGACGUGCAGCUCAUUGAAAUGAUUUAUAAUGCGAAUACAUUGAUGGAAAUUCUUUAUAUAUAGUUGCACAUGACCCUGAUAUUGGAAGUAAUCUUGAACAAGUACAAAGGUCAUCUUCAGUGGCUUGCCAUCUUAUAUAGUCUAUUUGUAGAAGAUCAAACACAUGACCUAUGAUGCACCGACUCCGACACGGACACCGCGACCCGUCUUAAAUCCAAAAAGUUGGCUCUCGCCUCCUUCUUGAUCAUCAUCAUUGGAAGAAAGCUUCGGUUCAUCAAAUUAUAAAAAUUACUAAACUAACAACUUGAAGAAUUUAUAUUUCACCAAGUGAUCCAAGCUCUUUAUUUUUUUAUUCAAGAGUUUUGCAGAUGAUGUUGUACUAGUGCUGUCUUUGGGGAAUGAAGGCACCCAGCAUGCUGAGAGCUUCUAGUCCUUUCAGAAUCUUGAAUCAGUUCGGCUCUUCCACAGAAGCAGGAAGUAAUAUCUGCCUGCCACAGAUAUUAAUGUUUAUAUUACAAUUACACAUAACAACUCUUGAUUUUAUGCAGAGGCUAUGUACUGAAAGUCCCUAUUAAACCUUUGGAAGAGCACUGAAGGCAAUAUGGGAAUUACGUUUAAAAGAUGUAUGAAUUUGGAGAGCUUACUGUGCACCAAACAAUCAAUUCUUUUAAUAAUUGGUCCCCUUCCUAUUUGAUAUGAAAUGAAUUAUUUCAAUAUUUUUUCAGUUAAAA